CUUCGACAACACCGGGUUGUUGUGCUCUCAGCACGAGACUUUCGUGUUAUGUUGCGCGCCCUGUCCAUAUUUCAUAGCGGAAAUUGUGGAUUGUACUUCAGCCGCUUAUGACAACCUUUAUGAAGUGAAGCAGACAUCCAAUGUCUUCGCAACCUGAGGAGGAUGACACUGCCCAUGCUCAGGAAUCCGAAUCGCAGACGGAUGAUGUGCCAACUACCGAAGCUGCACAGAAGCAGGCAGCUAGAAGACGGACCAAGACCGGUUGUCUAACAUGUAGGAAGAGGCGAAUCAAAUGUGGAGAAGAGAAGCCGACUUGCAAGAAUUGCGUCAAGUCGAAGCGUGACUGCCUUGGCUACGUUCAGCCGUUCGUCUACAAGCAACAGGCUGAAGAACAUGCUGGCCUAGUACACGGUGUUGCCCAGCAAGUCUAUCCGGGCCACCCCGGAAGCGUGCCCCCAGCAGGCUACGCCAAGGUGCCUUUUCAAUAUGGCCUUCCAGAAUCAGCCAUCUAUCAGGGCUACCAUGCACCCGGUCCUCUACCAUAUCAGCAGGACCCUUUCAGUGCGAGUUAUCACGCAUAUCCUUCACAUGCGCCCGAUCACCAUCAGGUUCCGCACCCGCCACCUGGAGCGAAUCCGCAGUACUGGCAGAAUCCACAGCAUUCCGGUGGCUUUGAUGGUAACCCUACAUAUCACCCUAGCUUGCAGUACAACAGCGCUCCGCCGCAGACGGGCCAUUGGGAUAACGCAUCCUCUAUGGUGACUACGGUACCCCAAGGAGGACCAAGCUCAAGCUUCCAGCAGGACAACUACACAAACGUUCAACAACACCAAAACCCCGUCCACUUUACACAGCAGCAAUAUCCCUUGCCACAACAGUUUGCUCCACCGCAAACCCAUCUCCAAGGGGGACUCUACACACAUGGCCGAGACCAAUAUACAAGCCAUCAACCUCCAUUGCAUGGUCCGGCAGCCCCUAGUGACCGUCAGCUCCCGCACGCAACCCGUGAUGAUGACUAUGAUGAUCCUGACGACCCUUUUGACGUGGAUUCCGAGGAGGAGAACUUUUCAUUUCAUGCUGCCGCCGAAAAUUUCACUCAGAUACUUGACCAGUCAAGUCAGCAAAGAAACCGAGUCUCAAGACACUACAGCGGUCAGCGGCCACAUCAUAACGUCACGACGUUCCGGUCACCUCCCACAGGUUCACCUCUAAGGGACGAGCGCAACCAACAUAUCUUUCACCAUUUUGUCGAGGUCACAGCGAAGUGCAUCUCGGUCUUCGAGCGUCACCAUUUUGCUUCGAUGGGAGGGCCAGCACGAACUCUGUGGAACUUCACAAUUCCGUCCCUGGCUAUGUCGAAUGCGGCACUCGCCCACGCGAUCCUGGCUUUAGGGGCGUUACACCUUUCUAAGUUGGAAAAUACAGCUGACGGGCCUGCUGUCAAGCAUUUCACAUAUUCUAUUCGAAGAGUCGGGCGUUCGCUUGGCCUGCCAAACAGGCGCCAUGAAAUUGCAACUCUAGCAACAGUGCUUGUACUUGGGUUUUAUGAGGUGAUGAGUGGUGACCACUCACGAUGGAAUCUGCAUCUGUCGGGCGCAACCAAGCUAGUUCUGGAGCACGACUUUGCAGGGUCAACUCGAACUGCGAGACGAAUGCGAAAUGGUGCGAAGGCUAGGGUAAAUCAAUGGAUGGCACGCUUCGCCUUGACAGAAGAAAAUUACGCUCGGGUUGCUGGGAUACCUUUGGCAUUGUUGGAUGACAUCGAUUGGGACGUUGAUUCUGCUUUCGUCUCUCGACUCACUGGAACUCAUGUCGAUUAUGACCAUCAAGUCCAACCACAAUUUCCUCUACCAACCCUUGUGGCUGAUCUUACUGAAAAGGACAUCGAGGACUUCAAGGCCAAGAUGGAUCUGAGGUGGUGGUAUUGCAAGCAAGACAUCUUUCAAAGCCUGGUCGGCGGUGACAGACUGCUCAUGAAAUACGAGGAUUGGAUAUAUUGUCCUCCAAGAGGUCAAUUCGGGAAGGCGGCCAAUCCCUAUGCAACUAUAGACUAUUUGUCAUUGAUCAUGGGCCGGUUGGCAGAUUUUGGUGGUAAAGACCGUUUUCGCAAACAACGCUCUGUGGCGGCACAAGGAGGAGUGUGGAAGCCUCCAGCAUGGCUCUCCGGACCUCAGGGGCCCCCAGGUAUGGGUAAGCACGGGGCUGGAAGCAAUACUGGACCGCCUGGUACGGGGCCUCAAAUCAAAACCGCCAAAGGUGCCGGCAAUCGUGGUCCGCCAGUUUCAGGAGCUCCAAGUGCGAAUGAAGGCAGAGUCAGACAGAGCAAACCCAACUCACAAAGUUCAACUCCGCCAUCAGGUCCGCCUCCCGGUAUGUUCGGUAUGAUACCCCCGCCAGAAGCGCCGAUUGAGCUACAUUCAGCUUUCAAAGCCAUGGAUGCAAGCAUCAAUGACCAAGCUUUCACGGGCAAGGUGGAAAGCAAGUCACAGUCCCCUCAACCCAGUCUCGAGGAUGAAACCUCCAGAGCCAUGGCAGAACAUGCCAACAUCACCAGAGCGUUCGACCUCUUUGCCAAGUCUCUCGGUUUUGAAUUCGAGCCGGUAUCAUACACAGACCCAGCAGAGUCUUCGCCUUUCCGUCCGGUUCCAAUAUACAGAAAUGCAGGAAUCGCCUGUAUCUGGGCUUUUUACAACGUGGGGCGCAUUUUGUUGCACCGCUUGCAUCCGGAUAUGCCUCCUGCAGCGAUGGUAGCAGCCGGCAUAACAGCACGCUUCACCCAAGAGUACGCUCAAACUAUCGGUAAGAUUUGUGCCGGCCUAUAUGCCACUCAGCAGUAUAGCCAAAGUGGGGCGUUAGAUCCUACUUUUGCAGGAGCAUUGAUGGAGAGCAGCUUUUCACUGCUUUUCGCAGGGGUUCAGUACCAAAGCGCCGAAGAGCGAGCUUGGACUGUGGCCAACUUACAAGAUAUUGCCCAACGAUGCGGGUGGAAGACAGCUGCUUCUAUUGCUGCCGCAUGUGAAAGAGCUUGGGAGAGAAUGGGUGAGCUUGGACGAGGUCCGCCAUAUGAGAGGACGAUAGAUGUCAACAGUCAGGAUGCCCGCGUCAAAGGAGGUGGAACAUCUGUCACACGGCGUGCAAGCAGCCAAGCACCUGAUGCUCUUGAGGAGAUCGAGUCGAAAUUCGUGAGGCACGACCGCAGUUUGAUCAACCAUGAUACUUCCACAAGAGUGCACUGGGCACUCGGUCUACUUUCUGUCGAGGAAGACAUCAAGCAGAUGAGUCUAGAUGACAAUUAGCCUCGUCGGCAACAUGGCCGUAGACGGACCUCGAACAGUGUGACCCUAAAGGUGUUCGCGAUUCUCAGGCCCGAAUACUCCUAUUCCUCCAGCGACAAACGGUUACUGCGAUAUGGGCUUUAGCCUAGACCACCGUUCUUGGGCAACUACGAACGAAGAGCGCUGAUUGUGCCUGGCCGGCACUUUCUUCGAGGGUCAAAG
Messenger RNA from Exophiala viscosa, 3497 nucleotides. Its product is annotated as fungal-specific transcription factor domain-containing protein. The transcript has 4 exons. Gene Ontology annotation, molecular function: DNA-binding transcription factor activity, RNA polymerase II-specific; zinc ion binding; transcription cis-regulatory region binding. Gene Ontology annotation, cellular component: nucleus. The record is from RefSeq and is a predicted model, not a curated record. Lineage: Eukaryota; Fungi; Ascomycota; Eurotiomycetes; Chaetothyriales; Herpotrichiellaceae. Bases 141 to 3296 code for a protein of 1051 amino acids. Gene Ontology annotation, biological process: positive regulation of transcription by RNA polymerase II.